AGCGGGAGCUUGGCCGCCUCCGCGAGCAGCAGUCCGAGCAGGAGCAGAGGCUGCGGCAGGAGCGGGAGGAGCUCCGGCGCCUGGACCAGGAGCGCCAGUCGUCGCUGGCCAGCGCGGAGGCGGAGCGGGCGGCGAGGGCCGAGGCCCUGGAGCGCGAGCAGGCGCUCGUGGAGGAGCGGCGGAGGGAGCUGGAGAGGCGCGCGGCGGCCGACGAGGCCGAAAGACUGCGUCUUGCCCGAGAGAGGGAGGAGGCCCGGUCCGCCCUCCGGCCAGCGGUCGCCCCCGCUGGGGCGGGAGUGAGGCGCGUGGGGAUCAGGAGCAACAGUAGGGGGGGA
Molecule: messenger RNA, 335 nt
Organism: Prorocentrum cordatum
Lineage: Eukaryota; Dinophyceae; Prorocentrales; Prorocentraceae
Source: the annotation of a GenBank genome assembly